AUGGCCCGUCACGAUGCGCCGUCGGACGAUCACAAAUACAUCGCCGUGACGCAGCCGAUCAAGUACGCGAAGCACAAAAACAGCCGCCGGGUGUGCCUGACGAUCCUGCUGGUGUGGGCCAUCUCGGCGGCGAUCGGGUCGCCGAUCGUGUUAGGACUAAACAAUACGCCCGAUCGGGUGCCCGAUCUGUGCGUUUUCUACAAUAGUGAUUUUAUAGUGUACUCGUCGCUAAGUAGUUUUUAUAUACCGUGUAUUAUAAUGGUGUUUUUAUACUGGAAUAUUUUUAAGGCCCUACGAACGCGAGCGAAAAAGCAACGUGCAGCCCGCAAGCCCCACAUAUCGGAGAUCACCGCCGGCGGUAGUCUGAUAGAGAACAUUGCUCAAACCAAGGUUGCCACGGAGACACACCUGGACGGCAGUACCAAGAGUGCCGGUUCCUGUAAGAUCCUGCCAGACGAGGCGCCCACCAACACGGCGUCCGGUUCCAACGAGGAGGACGACGACAAUGCGGGUGUGAUGGCCCAGAUAACGACAACGCAGAUUCCCUCCGAUCCGAACGGCAAUCACGACUCGGGCUACGCGCCCUCCAGCAUAGGCGACGUGCUGGCGGCGAACGCGAGUCCACCUGGAAGCCCCAACGUGGCGGCCACCGUCAUUGUAAAUAAAAACGCUACGCUUAACAGUAGGAACGGUUCACCGCGGAAGGAAGCCAGUGUAACGCUGAAACCGCUGUCGUUAGUGCGGUGCGGAGUGCAGCAGGCCUUAUCGCUCAAUCGAAACGACUCCACGCUAUCAACGAACUCCAACUCGAGGGAAAGCACCCGGAAAGAUAAGAAAAGUGUCCAGCAGCCUUCCAGGUGA
Aedes albopictus (Asian tiger mosquito) is the source of this 861-nucleotide messenger RNA. RefSeq names its product dopamine D2-like receptor (gene Dop2R). Gene Ontology annotation, biological process: adenylate cyclase-activating adrenergic receptor signaling pathway. The transcript is spliced from 5 exons. Gene Ontology annotation, molecular function: dopamine neurotransmitter receptor activity, coupled via Gi/Go; G protein-coupled receptor activity. The coding region runs from base 1 to 861 and encodes 286 amino acids. NCBI's taxonomy places the organism in Eukaryota, Metazoa, Arthropoda, Insecta, Diptera, Culicidae. Gene Ontology annotation, cellular component: plasma membrane. The record is from RefSeq and is a predicted model, not a curated record.